Molecule: messenger RNA, 633 nt
Organism: Drosophila serrata
Lineage: Eukaryota; Metazoa; Arthropoda; Insecta; Diptera; Drosophilidae
Source: RefSeq, a predicted model, not a curated record
AUGCGUUGCGGAACCUUGCUCAUCAUUCUGUUGGUUAACAUCCUGUUGGCAAACAUCACGGAGAUGACCCAACAGGAUCUCGUUGGAUUCUUCUUCAAAGGGAAACCGAAGUGCAUCCAGGUAGCUCCCAAGGAGAUCACAGGGGCGACCUCCCCGAAAGAAGUGGUAGGUUCGAAGGUCAAGUCAAUUCUAUCAAGCCAAGGUUACCUAGCCAGCAUGACAGCGGAUGCGAUUCUAGUUGGGAAGAAGCAGGUGCUUGACCAGCUUUUAGAGAACCUGGCCGAGACGAGGGGCGCCAUGGAGGAGGUGCAGCGGGCCAUUGUCACCAGCUCAACUUUUAUGAAGACAGUGGGUCGGGUUCGGAAUAAAACGCGAGAUAGGCUAACAAACCUUCAGGGCAUCUACAAGGAAGAGAUGGACACCAUGCGGGGGAUGGUAGCCAAUGCCCGGCAGUUGGUGAAAGAGAAGCUUAGCCUCGUGGAGGCUUCCAAGUUUCGGGUGGAGGAGUUGCACGCCCUUAUGAAGGAGGCCCGAGCGGCUCUCGACCGGAAUUGGGAUAUGUCUAAGAAAGCUAACUACUCCGCCGCAGAGGCAAGAAAGCACAUAGGAACCAUGCCUCCUAAAGCAGAUUGA